CCCGUCUGACAGCAGUCAGAUUAGUCGGGAUAUGGCGUCGCUGCACCGACACAGGAUGAUUUUUCACCGCUCCGUGGGAAUUUGCGAGUCGCGCACCGGGACGGCGCUCUGUUUCUGUCGCUCUUUCUAGGGGAUCAUACAUGGCGAUGGAGGACGAGGAUAACAACGCAGCGGUUGCUGCGACCAACAUUCAAGCGGGCACCAAGAAGGGAGGUGAUGUCGGAGAUAACGGGGCUUGCAUAGACAGGCAGCCGGACACGGUGGUCCACCAGGCGGGGCUGAAUCCGACUGCAGGUCGCGGCAGCCGCAGUGGUCCCGGAGCUCACGCUGCAACGGGGAUCCGAGUUUUAAAGCAGCGCAACAUGAAGCGGAACGGGAGUCGAGGCUGCGUGACGAGAAAGACCAGAUUUGGAUCACGAGAGCGUGACUGGCUAAAGGGGGACCCCCAGCGGGGCUGCGUAUGUCUGUAUGGGGGGACGGUGGACCCCCAGCCACCUGCCUCUGGCCCGCAGGGCUCCUCCACCCCUCAGACGGACCUGCAGCUGGUACUCUGCUCCACCAGUACCACCGUGGAGGAGCUGUGCGCUCAGAGGGAUGGGCAGGGGCUCUACGUUCAGCUGCAUGGAGACCUGGUCAGGAGGCUCGACCCCUCUGAGCGUCCACUCCAGAUGGUGUACGACUACCUGGUGUCUCUUGGUUAUGCAGACUCUGUACGAGUGCAGCAAGAAGCCGCCAACUCCGACCUAAGCUGUUUGAUCCGUUUCUACAGUGAGCGUCCAGUGAAUGCAGACCAGCAGGAGAGGACCUUGCUGAAAGGCGUGUUCAGCGUCAGGAAGGGCAAGACGCAGCUACACAAGUGGGCAGAGCGGCAGGUCAUUCUCUGUGGCACCUGUUUAAUCGUGGCCUCCGUCAAAGACAGCCUGACUGGGAAGAUGCACAUCCUGCCCUUGGUGGGGGGAAAGGUGGAGGAGGUGAAGAGGAGGCAGCACUGUCUGAUGUUCAGCUCGGCCGGAUCGCAGGCCCAGACGUACUUUGUCAACUUUGACACACUCGCAGAUUACCAGCGCUGGCACCGGCAGGCAUCAAAAGUGGUGUCUCAGACGGUAAGCUUGGUCGACCUGUCCUGCUACAGUCUGGAAACUGUGCCUGAGUAUCUGUUUUACAGUCAGGACAUCACCCACCUCAACCUGCGACACAACUUUAUGAGCCUACAGGGACCCGGGGGCCUUCUCAACCUCCCCAGGUUUUCUCAGCUGAAGAGCCUGAACUUAUCUCACAACCGCCUGGGUGUGUUCCCUGAGUGUGUGUGUGAGAUCCUCACCUUAACUGAACUCAACCUCUCCUGCAACAGUCUCCAGACCAUUCCUGUCCAGAUAGGCAACCUUCAGAGCCUACAGACGUUGUCUUUGGAUGGAAACCACCUCAGCUCCCUGCCCGAAGAGCUGGGUAGCCUGUUUCAGCUCAACAGCCUGGGGCUCUCCUUCAACAACUUCUCUCACAUCCCUGCUGUGCUGGAGAGGCUGAGUGCGGUGGACAAGCUGGCUAUGGCUGGGAACAGAGUGGAGGGACUGGAGCUGUGUAUUCUGGUCAGAAUGAGCCACUUGAAAAACAUUGACCUCCGGCUGAACGGCCUGAGGUGGGUGAAAAGUGAGAGUCUAGAGGCAGUGAGCCAGGUGACCCAGCUGGACUUGCGGGACAAUUGUUUGGAUUCACUCGACCUGAGCUCCGUCUGCAACCUGGAGACUCUGCACUGCCAGCGCAACCAGCUGGGGACACUCACACUCAGCGGUUUCACACUGCGCAUGCUUCACGCCAGCAGCAACCGCCUCUCAACAGUCAACAUCUAUCCAGUUCCUAACCAGUUGACUCACAUGGACCUAUCACAGAACCUCUUGGAGUACCUUCCAGACUGGGUGUGUGACUGCCGAAAAAUUGAGAUGCUGGACAUCACACACAACCUCCUGUCUGAGCUCCCUUCCAGACUUCUCAACAGCUUGAGUUUGAGGAAGCUGCUGACGGGGAAUAAUCGUUUGCAGAGAGUGCCUGACCUACUUGACCACGUCCCCCUGGAAGCCCUGGACCUCCAGCACAACAAGCUCGCUGAGCUUCCAGAGAGUCUCUUUUACAAGGCCUUAAACCUAAAAUACUUAAAUGUGUCCGCCAAUGCCCUGGAAAAUAUUCCUCCCAGCAGCCAAUCAGAGGAGAGUCUCAGCACGCUCCAGGAGCUCUACCUGACGGGGAACAACUUGAGCGAGAACUGCGGCGCUCUGCUGGUCGGGCACCAGAACCUGCGGAUCCUUCACAUCGCCUACAACCAGUUACUGUCCUUCCCUGCCAGUAAGCUGAGUAAGCUGGAACUGCUCGAAGAGCUAAAUUUAAGUGGCAACAGGUUGAAGACUAUCCCCUCCACUGUGUCCAGCUGUAAGAGACUGCACACCCUCAUAGCACACUCCAAUAACAUCACUGUCUUCCCAGAGAUCCUCAACCUGCCCGAGAUCAAGCUUGUAGAUUUAAGCUGCAAUGAGCUGACCGAGAUCCAGCUGCCUGACUCUCUGCCAGCAUCUCUGCAAGAACUGGACCUGACAGGCAACAGUAGCCUGAUACUAGAACACAAAACGCUCAAUCUCUUCAGCCACAUCACCACCCUGAAAUUAGACCAGAAAUCCACAACGGCAGCUGGAGACUCACUGAGUGCCCCCACACCAUGGAACCAUGGAUACUCUGAGAUGAGUGGCCAGAGGAAUAAGUUGUGUGUGUCUGUGCUGGCUGUAGACCGCUUCGGAGACAGCGUGGAAGCCUGCUACGGUAUCUUUGAUGGCGAUCGCAAUGAGGAAGUGCCUCGGCUGCUGCAGUGCACCAUGGGAGAUGUGCUAUGCGAGGAACUGCAGCACUCCAGCGUUGACAGUGUGUAUAUGUGCAACACUUUCAUCACCUCGCACAGGAAACUAGGUAUGGCAGGCCAGAAACUGGGCGCCUCUGCCUUACUGUGUUACAUCCACCGUGAGACUUCGGAUCCAGGCGGCUACUUCAGCCUUACCGUGGCCAACGUGGGCACCUGCCAAGCCGUGCUGUGCAGGGAUGGACGACCGGUACCGCUCUCUAAGGUUUACAGCUUGGAGCACUGCACUGAGGAGAUGGACAGGGUUAAACUCAGUAAAGCCAUUAUUACAGAGGAUAACAAAGUGAGCGGAGUGACAUGCUGCUCCCGCCUGUUGGGCUGCUCUUAUCUUUCUCCCUGGGUGCUUCCAAAGCCCUGGGUGCACACUGAGCCUCUCUGCUCCCAGGAUGAGUUCUUGAUCCUGGGGAACCGAGCCCUGUUUGAGCGAGUGUCCUACCAGGAGGCUGUGCGCACUGUGAAGGCUGUGCAAGAUCCGCGCGCCGCUGCCAAGAAGCUGUGUUCACUCGCCCAGAGCUAUGGCUGCAAGGACAACAUCGGGGCAGUGGUGGUGUCCCUGCGUAUCGGAGAGGACAGCUGCACCUGUGAGCCACUGGUCUCCACUGUUGAACCACGGGGUCCCGCCCUUGUCCCUGCGCCUGUGUCGGUGACCUCCGGCCCUGCUGACCCAGCCAACCUCUCAUCCAGUAGUGGCAUUGUGACUGAAUUCAACAGUGAGACGUCAGCUUCAGAGGUGGGCAGUGAAGCAGGCUCCACCGCUUCAGACGAACACCCAUCCUCUGGCCCUGCAGCCCGCCCAGAGAGACGCUGUAGCAUUCACCCUGCUACUACGCUGUGUGGGAUCAUGGUGCCAGGCUCAGCUGGGGCGGGAACCCACCCGGCCCUGUUCCAGCGGCAGCCCUCCUGUGCUACAUUCUCAAGUAACCAGUCUGACAACGGCUUGGACAGUGACGACGAAGCUCCUCUUGAUGGUGUUAUCUCCAAUGGCAGCAAGUUGGAAGUGGAGGUGGAUAUUCACUGCUGUGCUUUUCAAAUCCGGGCCCCUGAAACCCCCAAAGAUUUGGAUCUGGAAAAGCGGGGCACGCACUACGGCAAUGGCAAAAUGCGCAGACAGAACAGCGUGGUGGUUUCUGCUACAAACGGCUGCCUUCUAGCUGUAUGUGGAAGAGAGAUCGCUGACCUCAAGAAGUCUCCCUCCACAUGCAGCCUGUUUGCAAAGAAGAUGUCCAAUGGCUCAGUGGUAGCCCCCGAGGACAGUCAUAAUCUCAUUGAGGUUGCCCUAGAGGCUCCUAAGAAAAAGUCUGGCUACUUCACUGCCCCAGCACAGCAGGACCCAGAGGACCAGCUGAUUGUGCCUCCUAGUCUGGAGCAAGAAGUCAGGGAGCAGCUCAGAGGCCAGAGCCCUCUAGUCUCAGGCCCCUCCGCACCAUCCACACCCACCUCCUUAAAAGAUCCCGUGUGGGAUCACCCACAUCCCCCUUCAUUUCCCUCGAACCUGGUCCCUGGUCCGGGCCCAACUCCCAUCCUACACCAGGAAGUCUAUGAUACUGCCCUCUAGAGGGGAGCACAGCACAGUGCCAUGAGGCUGCAGUUCUGUGGUUAUACCAUUCUGGGAUAAGAUUUGUCUCAUACAUGUGAGAUAUUCCAGUUCAAGUUGCCAUUCAGACGACAUUUUGUGACGACAAGACAAACAAAUGGGACCCUGAAAGUUACUGAGUGAUGUUGUGCCAUUAAUGUGCAGGGUAGAAAGGUGCAUGCUCUGACUAUCCAAGAGAAAAGGGGUGAACAAAGAUUCCACUUCAUAACAUGAUGCUGUGAAACGGACAGCUGGCCAUUACUGAAAAAAACAACAACCGUGACCUGAAGCAGGACACUUCAUGUGUUCGUCAACAGCAUUUCCCUUUACUUGGAAAGUCAAGCAAUCUGGUGCGUGCGCAAGAGAUUUUGUCAAAUCUCCUCUCCGGGGGCUCUGCGGUCUCUCAGGUCCUGGUGAGAAACCCUGUGACUGCAACUUGAAAAGUGCCUACUUCAGACAAAAAAGCCUUGAGCUCCCCAUGUCCAGGCUAUAGUUAAGUGUGGAGGAGGGACAGUGUCUCUAAGAGACCACAGCUGGCACAGCGUCUGCUCUCCUCCUCUACCUGUGGCUUACAGAGGAAAUCAGACAGUGUACAUGCUCAUCAGACACAAAGGACUAAAAGAGGUGAAGACAAACUAACUGCAUUUCCAUUGCUAGAAACAUUACAGUUGGGUUUUAUUUUUAACAGAUAAACAUUAUAUGUAUAGAACCUUCUAUAUAGGACGGAUCAACUCUAAACAGUAUAGUACACACUGACAAUAAGCAGCCAGCUGAGCUGCUGACAUUAAGAUUGAAUAGUAUUGCUGUUUAGGCCGAUGCAGUCAUUUGAUUGUACAGAGCUAAUAUGUUGUAGAAUUAAAAAGAAAUCCUUAGAUCAGUAUAUUCUGUGCAUGAUCAGACGGUCUCCUUAAAAACUAGAUUCAAUGGAAAAUCAAUGCUUCAUUUAAAUUUAGUCAUGAAGUGUUAUAGUUAUGAUCACUGGAUUUUUGAUUAUCAUCUAGUGUCAUUCAUUUGAACAAAGCAGUCAGGCCACAAAACUGAUGAAUUACGUGACGCACUGUAAAGAGAUGAAGGACUGACACAGUAUUUAUACAUACUGUGUGUUUGGAAAUAUCUCCACGGGUACUAAGAUUGUACAACUGUGUAUACUGAGACUUUGGGGGCUUUAAAUUUGUAAACAUCAGCCCAUGUUCCUUUAGUCAGAUUUGGUUCAUCUCAGCAAAUCUUUUUCAGCUCAGCUCUCUGACACACUACCCAAACAAGCAGGCGAUGUUCAAGGAGUUAGAAACACAUAAGAAACCAAACUGACAUUGAACUGGUUAUGUUAGAAGACACACAUAAGACCUGUCUGGUCUGUAUACACGUGGUGUCUUGAAGUCAGUGUGGCACAAAAGCAGAGGUUUUGGAUAUAAAAAUGUAGCUUUCUCUUUAUAAUAACGCAGUGGUUCACUCCCUCACCAUAAGAAUAAUUAAUACUUUUCUCACACACAGCACUUCAGCAGCACUGUAUUUCAUUUCAUUGUAAUACAAAUGGAAGACAUAUUUAUUUUAACAAAAAAAAAAAAAACAUUAUUAUUUGAAUUUUCAGGUAAAUAUUAUGCAGCCCUGGAAACCACACUUUGUCCAGUUUGAACCCUCCCACCUUGUGCCAAAAGAGAAAGCAGCUCUGCGGGGCUGCUGUGGUUAGACUGAGGCCAAAGUUGGGUAAUUGCUCAGUGCCAGUGCUUACUCACAUCAGAUGUAUAUUUUUGGGUUUCCGCUCAUGUGGGCAGUUCGGGGAUUCCACAGUUGUUGCAUAGCUGGACCUUUCAGUGCUCCUCUGUAGCCUUAAAGUAACACUAAUCCCAUUCAUGUCAUGUUUGCGUCUUUAGCUCUGAUGGUGUUGUUUCUGUUGCUCCAUGUGAAUGACUGAGAAUCAGUGAUGAAGCCUUAACAUGAUGUUUGUGAGUAUGAAUGCUUUCUUGUUUGCUGGGUUUUUGUCUUUCAAAAGGAAAAUACACACUGUUAAAAGCACUUUGUACAGAGAAAAUAAAGAUAUACAGUUAUGUAUAUUUGAGUUUAAUACAUGAGAUACUGAUACACAGUGUGCUGGGAUUGUUGUGGCUCCGCCCAGCACAUCACCUCUUGUCUGAGAUGCACCGGCAAUGGAAAUAAUGUAAGGUGACAUAAUGGCAAUUGAUUCCCUUUGUGGUGUGUCUGUGAUAUAACAAAUAUUUCUUAUUUAAGUAUUUUUAUUUGCUCUCAAUUACAUCAGAUUUUUUUCUAACCAUAUCUUAACUUAUAUUUAAAUAUUCAACAUCACCGCCACAAAUAGUGACAAAACAUUCAGGCAUUAAUAAAUGAUCCCUAACAGUCUCUCGUACCUGUAGAUGUACUUUGAAAUUCCUUUAUAAUAAUGAUAUGUAAUGGAGACAUUUGUUGAAGAUUAUAAUAACUAGUAGUGUUAUUGCCCUUACUGUACUGAUUUAGAGUUCCCAUUUAAAUGUUUUUUGUUGUUGUUGUUGUUCUAAAAUUACUAAUCUAUAAGACUAAAAAUAUAUUUACAGACCCUUUAUUGCAGACCGCACAACGUCUGAGAUGCCAAACAAAUGAGACUCUGUGUGCAGGCCGCCACUUUCGCACACAGACAUCUGGUCUGAUCACAGUGAAAUAUCAAUGGCCACUUAAGCUUGUAGCUGCCACUGGGAAGGGAGGGGGGAGGGACCAAGACAGAUUAUGAUUGUGAAAAAUAUAUAUGAAAUGUUUAGCAAGUUCUAAGAGGAGAAACUUUUUUUAAGGUAGUUCGCAACAGCGCUUGGGAAUUAACUUGUAACAUAUGCAAAUGUCUACUGUAUAUAAACCUGUAUAUGAGAGCUUCAUUUUUCCAUCACCUAAAACUAAAAGAAUCCUACUCCUCAAUAUGUCUGAAAAUGAAUAUCGGCUGGUGUGUGUGUAUGUAUGACGUAUGUUGUGUUUGUAGGUUGCAUCUCUCUUUUGACUGGCAGUAUAGUUCUAUUAUAUUUCUCCUCGUAGUCACGUGACACUGGGACUGCAUUUCACUGCUGCUUCAAACCAACUGGGUCCAUUCUUUUCACAGUCAGUUGUACCCUCACUGUCCUUCUCCUUUAUGAUGCCGUGUAUUCACCCACUCUCCUGUUUAAUACACAUGUUCAGUAUACUUGGAUAAUGGUCCAUCAGUAGACUCAUCAGUGUGGAUGGACCUGUAUGUAUGCGGAGUGGAGUGUAUGCUCAAGUACAGGAAGAGGGAGCACAGGGUGCAAUUGGUCUUAAAAUAGUCCCUUUAAUACAUUAGAGGAAAGGGUCCAGUAGUGCAGUACACAAAACACCAAAGUGGAGGGUGUGUACAUUUGGCUACAGUGUUGUUUUAAACUGCUGAUUCAUUUAAUAUCUGGAAGAGAUCCUUUCCUCUUUGCACAAUUAACAAUCUCCCUGUACAACUAUGUUGCAAAAUGUCUGUGCUUGUGUGUAGUUCCAAGCUUUAGCGCACACAUACAGUAAGUGUAUGCAUGCCUGUGUGAAUAAUGGACUGAGUGUAAUCCCACGUGAAUACUAAAUGACACUGAUCAGAGAUGCGCCAGUUGUUUUAACAUGUGACCAAAGUAGCCAUCGUUUAAUGUCACGACUCCUUUCUGUAUGUUCUUUUCGAGAAAUGCUUGAAUAUUUUUUUUCCUCAAUGCCAAGGAGCUUAUAUUUAUUUUUGUACUUCAUAUGUUUCAUGCAAAUUUAUAUUUCCCUGUCCGCUACAGAUUUGAAAGGGAUUCCACAGAAAAACUGGUACUGUCGAGGGUGCAAACUAUAACUGUAUCUAACGUUGAAAGCAUGCCCUAAAUAUAAGUCCACAUAAAUACAUGAAGUACAUACGAAAUGUGAUUUAUUUGUACAAAACGGAGCAUAUCUAAUAUUUUUAGGUUUUUAUUCAAACCUGCAGAUGCUAAAAUUGAUGUUUAAAAACUAUAAGCAGAUUUAUUAUUCAGGAACAGAACUAACAAUGAGCACUUUUGCCGUUUGUCCAACAUAAUUAUACUCCUUGAACCCUGAGCGUGGAAGAUGGUCGUUAUUUUUAUUUUAAAUGCUGCUAUCAUUAGUUUUCAGCAGACAAGCUGUUUUAUUUUUUUUUAUUUUAUUAACUUUAAGCCAAGUAGCAAUAAAACUUUUUACUGUGA
Molecule: messenger RNA, 8635 nt
Organism: Mugil cephalus (flathead mullet)
Lineage: Eukaryota; Metazoa; Chordata; Actinopteri; Mugiliformes; Mugilidae
Gene: phlpp2
Product: PH domain and leucine rich repeat protein phosphatase 2
Exons: 19
Coding region: 141-4454 (1437 amino acids)
Molecular function (GO): protein binding
Source: RefSeq, a predicted model, not a curated record